AUCGCAUCAUGUUUGUGUCGGUGAGACUCGUCGAAUGGAUUUAUAACUUGAGCUAAAAAAAAAAAAUGAAAAUUUUAUUUAGGUUCAAAGCCAUAAGCUGACCAGAAAAGGUCAUGUUGCAUACCAGUCGAUCCGUAUAAUCGAACUCGACACAUUCGGGGUGUUUAAAUCGCUCUAGAAUGUUUCUCAAAAGUCAAUAAAAAUAUUUUUAAACAGUAUCAGGAAUGCCUACCACAAUGUUUUCCGCAGGUAAUAACAAUGUGCCGUCACAACGUUUUAAGCGUGGAACCGGUAAGCGAUCAGCCUUUUGAUACUAGUCACACCUCUACUUCCUUCAGCUAUUAGGAUUCAUCCAUUUGAACAGAAACAUGCGAGAUACGGGUGGAGUUUUCAAGCUCAAAAUUGUUCCUCUCACGUCGAAACUCAUCGAAAGUUGUGGCACCAGCCAUUCUGAACCACAAGAUAGCGUUCCUAAGCGCAAUUCAGCAGACAGGUACGCAAACAAGGGAAAUCGGGCGGCCGGCGCGGUCCCUGCCGGCGUCUGUACAGUCGGCUCAUUCUGCUCUGAACCGGCCAGAUCUGGUUUGCGCCGUCGCCGGUCGCGGAGGGGCCUCGCCUGCCGUUCAAGCCGCCGCCGCCGGACGGCGCCAGCUUCGGCGCUGAUCGAAGCUGCCGAGCCGGGCCGACGGUGGCGCCACCUCAGCUCCGCCGGCCUCGGCCACUCCUGGCGGCGGGCUCGGCAUUUAUCGGUCAGGGGUCGGCGCCGCAGCACGCAACCAGCCAUGAAGAAGGCAGCGAAGAAGGAGGGCGGAGACGCCGAGCCGGCCGGCUCCCCGGCCAAGGAGGACAAGAAGCCUGCCAAGGAGGCCGCCCCCAAGAAGGAAGCCGCCGCGAAAGAAAAGGGCGGCAAAAAAGGUGGCAAGAAGUGACCUCUGCCCAAGGCUGCGCCCAUUCACCAUUUCAUUUGCCAUUCGUUUUGCCACACAUGGAUCGCGUCGUCAAGAGCAAAGAUAUUUCCACCGUUGCAAGCUGGCUGUGUUGAGUGUUCCCAACUAUUGAAGUGAUGUGCUAGGUCCAGGUUUGGCCGGGAGGUCUCAAGGCCAGUAGUUCUUAGCUCGCCCGCUGCUGUGUUAAGAUCGGGGCUCAUUCCAACUGUGUGCGGUGGGUCAAUAAAUCAUCAGUUUAUUUGUGUA
Molecule: messenger RNA, 1193 nt
Organism: Amphibalanus amphitrite
Lineage: Eukaryota; Metazoa; Arthropoda; Thecostraca; Balanomorpha; Balanidae
Exons: 3
Coding region: 369-929 (186 amino acids)
Source: RefSeq, a predicted model, not a curated record